AUGGCAACUCAACCACCACCACCUCCCCCAGUCGCUGGUGGAAGCAGUGCACCCCUCGCGCCCAACCCCUCCUCCUCCACCACCACCACGCAACCCCCUCUCCGACCACCAACACAAUCGCAGAAUGCAGGUCCACAUCUCCUAUCACUAAAGGUCAUGCGUGCGUCCGCACCUUCCCUUGCCGUCUCCGAAAAACCUUAUUACGACUCCCACCUUCCCUCCUCUUCCCCUCUAAUAGCUGCUGUUGGAAAGGGAAUCUCCGAAUCUCUCUCUUCUGACCCCUUAUCCAACCAUUACCCCGACGCCCCCUCCUCAAACUUCCCCAUCUCCAACCUACUCACCCUUCCGUCGUCAUUUGGAACCCUCUACCUGGGCGAAACCUUCCGCACAUACCUUUGCGUCCGCAACGAAUCCCCCACCUCCCCAGUCCGCGAACCCUCCCUUCGAGCAGAAAUGCAAGUUGGAUCCUCCGAAACUGAAGGUCGCUGGCACCAGCUUGCGCAUAUAAUCCUCCCCUCACCCACUUCAACCUCCAAAUCUGGAGAGCCGGUGUGGGAGCUCCCUCCCUCUGCGCCUCUCGAAACCUCGCUAGGUUACGAUAUAAAAGACUUGGGGCCGCACGUGUUAGUCUGUACAGUCGGGUAUAAAGCUCUAUCGGCAGAAGGUGGGUGGGUAGAGAGAAGUUUUAGAAAGUUUUAUAAAUUUAGUGUGGAUAGAAGCCCGAUUAGUGUUAGGACGAAAGUUCACCAGCCGAGAAAUGUGGCCAGUUUGUAUCAUGCGGAUGAGGGUGUGAGGAAGAGGGUGGAGUUGGAGGUUCAGGUUCAGAAUGCUAGUGCCAAUGGGAUGAGGUUGGUGUUUGAGGGGUUGAGUCUGAGGCCGGCGGACGGGUGGCGUUGGGAUAGUGUUGAUAGACCCUCCUUAACCCCCAACUCCACCAAAGGGGAAAGUGUGGAGGAGGCAAGGGAUAUGUGGCUAAAGCCGAACAACGGAGGACAUGAGGCUUUGGCAGAUGGCGAUAUCCGACAGUACCUGUUCACUCUCCAUCCCAAACCGGGUGUGAAGUUGGGUGGGGGAGUCGAUUUGGGUAAAUCAGUAGAAGGAUAUCUGAUCAGAGGUGAUGCUUUGGGGAACUUGGAUAUUGGUUGGAGGAUGAGUUUGGGUGAACCUGGACGACUUCAAACGAGCCAAUUAGUACGACGUCGGGUCGUACCGCUUCCUGUCGUCCUACCCUCUGGUACAUCCUCAUCACCUGGAGCGAAGCUAAAGACUGAGCUGAUGGUUCUUCCAGACGCACUCGAAGCGCUGCGAAAGAUAACUCCAGGAGGGCAAGUGGAAUUGGGAGUAAAGGUGAGGUUGAGUGAUGUCUGUGGGUCCGACCUUCCACCUCCACCACAAAAGGGGUCGGAAGGGGAGAGGGGGGAGAUUGAAGGAGAGACGAAAGUGGAUGGGGAUGAGGUCGAUGAAGAUGACGAUGAUACACCGCUGUCUCAAAUCGCUGCUUCUUCUCCUCGUGCUUCUCGACGCAACAUUUCAACCUGCCUUGCUGCGAGCUCGAACAAUGAGGAUCUAGAACCGAUCACAAUACGACGCACGCUAAAAGUGGCUUUACAACACUGUUCGAUCCUUCCUCCUCCCCCUCCUAAUUCCUUUCCCUCAAUCGAACAGGAUGUUGGGGGCGCAUCAACACCACGCAAGCUCCCUCUCCGCGCAGGAUCCGCAUCCCGAACCUCAACUGCAACACCCGCGGCCAUAGACAAAGCCAAAUCUCGUCUUCAAGCCAAUCUUUCCAACCUCGUCCGCGGAUCUUCCCUCUCACUGCGCGGUCGAGGAAGUAUGGACAUCGCUUCUGACGACGCUAGCAGCGGAACAGGGAUUAGUAGAGGUGGAACACCACAGCCUCCAGCAGUACCGCCUAAAACUCUCGCUCCAGCAGCAAUCAUCGCAGAGCCGCAGCAAGAGAAGGAGAGGGUCGAGUAUCCAGAACCGACUUUAAGCUGGAGUAGAGUACAAGAGCUCUAUUUGGAAUGGCUGCAAGGGAAUGCACAAGCGAUAACUCGUCCUGCAGGGCCGGUGAGUGUACCGGACCGCUUUUUACCCACGCCGCAUCUGGUGAGGUUUGAGGGCGGUUCGUUGGUUAAGCUUCCGGAGAUUGGAGUCGAGAUCAAGGUUUUGAGAAGUAGGAGUAAUGGGCUGCUCUAUCGCACAGAACAGGAUGGAGAGGGGGCAGAAGGGGAAGUGGAAGGAAAGCUCAAAUUCGCUGUUGCUGAUAACGUUGACGAAGAGGAAAUGGGAAGGGUUGUGAGAUUCGGUGCGUUACGAGUGCUAUUGUUGGGCUACAAGGAACAAGGUGGUGGUGAGCAAGAGAGGGAAUGCGCAAAGAUAUUACUCGAGCUUCCAGUGUUUGCAGAAGCUGUUCUCCCUCCAUAUUGA
Molecule: messenger RNA, 2430 nt
Organism: Ustilago hordei
Lineage: Eukaryota; Fungi; Basidiomycota; Ustilaginomycetes; Ustilaginales; Ustilaginaceae
Exons: 1
Coding region: 1-2430 (809 amino acids)
Cellular component (GO): TRAPPIII protein complex
Source: RefSeq, a predicted model, not a curated record